Messenger RNA from Scutellospora calospora, 734 nucleotides. Lineage: Eukaryota; Fungi; Glomeromycota; Glomeromycetes; Diversisporales; Gigasporaceae. The record is from the annotation of a GenBank genome assembly.
CGAGUUAUUGCAAAAACAAUUGGUCGUGUCUCUGCAACAGGAGGAUAAUGGAAAAUCUAUGGAUCAACUUUUGAUCUUGAGAGCUGUAUCAAAUGGAAAAGGAAAAAAGAGAUUUGUUGAAACUUGGAAACUCGGUGCACUAGUAAAUAUCUUGGAUGUAACAGAUAUUCAUGGAGAGUUUUAUACUGAUGGCGAUUUUGGUGGUCUGUAUUGGUCAAAGGAUGAGCAAAAAGCUGUUUAUAUCGCAGAACAAAAGGAAUUAGAUGAUUCUGAUGACCGGAAAUUUGAUUACAUACAAUCUUAUGGGGAAAGAUUUAGUAAUAAAUGUAUCCCUUUAAUUGUUGUAUUUAACGUUUCAACAAAUGAAGCAAAAGUUUUACCAAAAUUCGACAAAAUUGAUCCUGGACAGGUUCAAUUUGGCUCGGAAGAUAAAUCUCUUAUUCUUAUUGGAUAUUACAAUGAACCACGACGUUUUGGCAUUGCUGCAUGUAUUAAUCGAGUUACUGGAAUAUAUCAAUGUCAGUUAGAUGGAUCUAACCUAGAACAUCUAAGCAAUUAUGUUGAACAUGCUAGAUCACGGUUAAAUUUGUCAGGAAAUAGUUUAUCCAAUUUUUCAUCAAGGAAAAAUUGUCUUAUUGUACCUAUAGUACGUUUUCCUUCACUAUCUUUUCAUAAUAACUUUCCUGGAAUAUAUAGAGAAAAUAUCCCUUUAAAGGCUUUUAUUACAAUUGAUG